ACACACACACACACACACACACACACACACACACACACACACACACAACAUUAAUACAAAUAGAUGCGCUGCAACAAAGCAACAGAGAUUGGGAUGCUCAUUCUUACAGAGCAUUAUAGUGAACAUGUGAGGCAGAGAUAAACAGACAGACGCAGACAGACAGAUUGAUUUAAAACACUUAGUAACAUGUACUUGUUAUAAGCAAUUCUAAGUGACCAUUACUUUCCCGUUCAUUCCCAUUCAUUGAAGCAUUUCAGUGUUGAGACGCAAAGGUAGUGUAAGUGUUGAGGCAGCGGUGGUAGUGGCCCCUUGACCUCGCAGCGAGGCAGGAAGGGGAGGCGAGGGACACCAGCAGUGACUGGCCUGAAGGCGCCUUGCGUCCCGCCUCCUCUGUGCGACCCUCUCCCUUGAUUGCCUUCAUGCAUCAAUCGCAGCAUGACUUGUGCUCCUCCUCUUCAGUCUCACUUAACUACCACCUUCAUAUUCUAGACACCGCUGAAUGUUGGCAAGCUUUACAUUUAUUAUUUUUGCUUCUUUUUAUUUUCUUAUUUGAUCUUGUUAUAUAUGUAAUGGUGUUUGUUCGUUUUAUUUUGUUGCAGCUGUUGUGCAUAUUUAACAUUCUCAGCGUUUGAAGUGUGUUCUGUUUUCAGUGUUGUUUUCCAUGUAUCCAUGUGUUCUUGCUUGGAGGAAUUUGACACGUUUUAUUUAUGACAUUUCGUGUUUUUGUUCAGUAUUUAUUCUUUCCUCUUUUGUUCAUGUGUAUGUUGUUAACUCAUGCAGUAAAUUAUUUCUGGUGGUUCUGUUUAUGAUGCUUCAUUUUUAGCUCUUUUUAGAAUAGUGAAGCUGCAUCACUUUUUUAUGUGGAUGUUUUGAUAUUUUCAGGAAAGGAUGGCAGGUGGUGCCGCGGUGAACACUCCCAACACAUGCAGGAGGAAAGAAAGGAUGGCAGGUGGUGCCGCGGUGAACACUCCCAACACAUGCAGGAGGAAAGGUCUAACACAGUCCUCUGAUUUUGUGUUUGUCUUGUCGGAUGCAGCAGCGGCGGGAGCUUUUUCCUUCCUCGCGGCCAGACGACGCGGACUGGCUUUUUCCUGCUCCUCCUGACACACUCACAGUUUACCGACCGCGACGAGUGUCAGGUGAACAAUGGCGGAUGCGAACACUCCUGCAAGAACACCGUGGGCUCCUUCAUGUGUUGCUGCAGCCCGGGGUACAGACUGAGGCGUGACGGCCGCACGUGUCAAGAUGUGAAUGAGUGUGAGUUUCACAACGGCGGAUGCUCUCACGAAUGUGCCAACACUGUGGGCUCCUACCGCUGUCUCUGUGGUCCCGGGAGCCGCCUGAUGCCCGACGGACGCACCUGUGUUGCUUCGCCCUCUUGUGCCACGAGACGCAGACCUAACAUGGCGUGUCGUCUUGCAGGUGAGGCUUCGUGUGGCGUGAGGAAUGGCGGCUGUGACCAUUACUGCGACGACACCGCGGGCAGGCCAAAGUGCUCCUGCCGGCCCGGGUACAUACUUGGCCAAGACGGACGGCGAUGCGAGGCGGCGGAUCCCUGCGUGGUGGAUAACGGUGGCUGUCAACACAUCUGCCUACAAGAGCAGGGCCGUGCACGCUGCACAUGUCAAAGAGGGUUUACUUUGGCUAACGACCGUGUUUCGUGUGUUGACCUUGAUGAGUGUAAUAUACCAGGCACCUGCAGUCAGUAAUGUCGGAAUAUCUGGGGCUCCUACGAGUGCAUCUGCAACUCUGGUUACCAGCUUGGCACUGACAACAAGUCCUGUUACAGUAAGUAACCGGGAAGGCAGGCAAAUUUACCUUCUGGGAAAAAAAAAAAGUCUUCAGUUAAUACCACUAUUUUCUAAUUGUUCCCUUUCCAGUGAUCGACAUGGAGGUCAUUAACUCUUGUCUUGAAAACAACGGUGGUUGCCAGCACAUG
Scylla paramamosain (green mud crab) is the source of this 1939-nucleotide messenger RNA. RefSeq names its product multiple epidermal growth factor-like domains protein 6. The coding region runs from base 1191 to 1709 and encodes 172 amino acids. The record is from RefSeq and is a predicted model, not a curated record. NCBI's taxonomy places the organism in Eukaryota, Metazoa, Arthropoda, Malacostraca, Decapoda, Portunidae. Gene Ontology annotation, molecular function: calcium ion binding. The transcript has 7 exons.